Molecule: messenger RNA, 2065 nt
Organism: Dinoponera quadriceps
Lineage: Eukaryota; Metazoa; Arthropoda; Insecta; Hymenoptera; Formicidae
Product: lymphocyte cytosolic protein 2-like
Exons: 9
Coding region: 290-2041 (583 amino acids)
Biological process (GO): cell surface receptor protein tyrosine kinase signaling pathway; intracellular signal transduction
Source: RefSeq, a predicted model, not a curated record
GAUCCGCCACGAAUGUGGAUCAGGCGGCUUAGGUAUGUUCGGGGGGACCUUCGCCGCUCGGUUCGAGAAGAGACGGGCCUGGCGUGCGACGUAACAGGUGCACGUAGAAGUGACCAAUCGCGCGAGUGGCCGCCGGCUCUCCCGAGGGUGGUGGCCGCGCGGGCGACGAGAGGAGGAAUGCCAGUCCUGUCAGACAGCCGGGCCGCAAAAAGCUGAUAGGACAGAUGCCGUCGGGCGGCGAACGUGCACGUGCGACGCUUUUUUCCCCUCGUGAUACGGCGGAUGCGCGAUGUCCAGGGAGCUGUCACGGAGCUCGGCCCUCAACGACAUCUCCGUUUGGGACACGGAAGAAGUGCUGAGACUGCUGCGGAAGAACGGCCUGGAGGAAUGUUGCCAAGCGGUCGCGAAGCGGCAGAUCGACGGCGAUGAAUUGCUACACUUGACGGAUGGAAAGCUGGCUCUCUGGAAGAAUGACCUCACGCGGCCACUGAUAGGAAAAUUAUUCGCGUUCGUUCAGGAACUGAACAGGUCGCCGGUGAAGUAUCUGCCGGAGAAGGCCGCGGACGCUCAGCCGAACGAUGAUCACCCGAGCGACAACGACGACUGGGACACCGACUUCGACGACGACGGGCCCGAGGAGAACUCCCGCGGCGAGGAGAGCACGGAGCAGAUGAAGAUCGUGGAGCCCGGUCUGGUCAAGAUGAGGCAGGCGCUCCUGCAGAACAACAACGUGCGUAAACCGAUGCGACCGCCGCCGGAGCAGGAGGAGACUUACGCCAACUGCGAGUCCUGUCAGGACGACGACGAGGAUAACAUGUACGAGAACUUCCAGGAGCCGAUGCCGCCGCCCCCGAGAAACGUAUCGAGGCUGCACGAGCAGUUGCAGAAGGCACUGAAGGAAAAGGCCGCGAAGGAAAAAAAGGAAGAGUCGAAGCGCAAGAGCGAGCUGCUGGCGAACAAGCCGACGAUCGGUCCGAAGCCGGAAACCUUGUCGUCGAGGAAGAUCCCGGUGACCUCCCCCGACAAGAAAUAUCCACAGAGGUCUUUCCUGCAUAAUCCGCCCAAGAUAAAUCAGUGCGUUCCUAAAGAGAUGCCAAAAAGAAUGGUUCCGCCGCCUUCUUCGGAAUCUAAGAGGAACAAGGACUACGUACCACCCGAGGAGGCGAAGAAGCCGGAGAAGGGGCUGCCGAAACCGCCGGCCACCAUAAGGAACUUCGACCUCGUGGCGAAUCUGCCGGAGCGAACGGAAGAGAGCGAGGACGAGUACGAGACGUGCGACAACGUUAUCGAGCAGCCUCAGAGGAAGGACAUCACCAGGGUCGACAGCAAGCUGUCGCUGCACAGCGGCCGUCAGGGGUCGGUCGAGAGCGUUUACAAGCCGCCCAGCGCCGCCAGCCACGAGGAGGAGGAGGAUGAGGAGGAGUACGAGAUUUACGAGUGCAUCACGGAAAUGCCGGAGGACAACAAUGGUUACAUGAGCCCCAUUCAAAGGACAAACGACGCGGAAACGCCACCUCCGUUGCCCGCCAAGCCGUCACCCACCCCGCCGUCCACUCCGUUUAAUCAGAGAACCAGGCCGGAUAAACUCAAAGAGCGAUCACCGGAUAAGAAGUCGGCCACGUUACCUCAUUCUAGCAGUAACGUCUCGUUGUCAGCCGACAGAGCUACGCGUCCGCUACCACCCCCGCCGGAAAGGCAGUCCUACGUGGACAAACCCUGGUUUCACAACGUCACCAGGGAACAGGCGAACACUCUCAUUAAAGAGCAAGGUACUUACAACAACCCACAGGAUGGAUACUUCCUUAUGAGACCAUCCACUACGAACGUCGGCAAUCCUUUAGCCUUAGUUCUUUGGUACAAGGACAGGGUCUACAAUGUUCCGGUUAGGAAGAGGAGCGACAACAGAUACGCUCUGGGCUCCCCAAAGAUGAACGAGCAGUCCUUCUCGACGAUCGAGGAGAUCGUGACGUUUUACAUGCGAGAAGAACUGGUGCUGCACACCGGCGGAAGCACGAAGUUGACUGACACCCCACCAAAGUGAUCUUAGUCCGCCACGUAGGCUACA